GUUUCAAAUCACUUUUCUGUAUCUUAUUUUGUUGAUCAUUUUCAAUAAAAUUUCUACUCUUCCUCAUACUGGACAAGAAAACUACUUUUCAUAUCUCUCUUCUACGUGUUAUUUUCACUCGUACUUCACUUUUAAUUUUUGACUAACUUAUAUUAUCUUUGUUACUAAUACAGUAACCUUUAUUUUCGACUAUAUUAUCUGCGAAGUAACUAUAGAUACGGUUAUACUAAUCCAGUAAAUGACAUCAUCAAAAUUAACAUUCCCCUUGUUUCACUGUCUUGAUUUUGUUCAACAACGUAAUGGUUCUUUUCCGUUGUUUUAAAACAUAUGAAUUCCUUGGAAAAUACAGUUUUAAUGGAGUUAAGUACCUAUGACCGAUGAUGAUGACUCUUUUAUGAUAAUAGAAACCUUUGCUAUCGUAGUUGAAUUGUUAAAAUUACUGAAGUGACUGACAUAUGAUAAUUUCCUCACGCAAAUAAUUUCUAAUCACAAGCCUGUUAUGGAUUCUGAGGUAUAAUGUACCAAUCAUUAUCAUGUUAAGUCUAAUGAUGUCCUUGGACGUUAAAUGGACAUUUCCUAUUGGCCGUUAUUUAUUUCACUCGUUAAAUAUUGUGUAAAUGUUGUUCUCUAUUUUAUGGUACGAUGUGGUUUGUUUGUUUGGUAUAUAAAUAGAGUAUGGCUGAAAUAUAAUGAUUCAUUACUCAGAGGCUGUGACUUGCAUUCUAGACUCAACUGGCUGGGCUAGACAGGGGAGUGGGACCAAUCAGAACCCUAGGCCGUUCAUUACGUGUUUUCCGUUUCACUGAAUCGAUCAAUAAAACGCUGCUCCAUCUAACCUGCAAUCCACCCGUUACAACAAAGCCAAUAAAUUUCAGAAAACGUAGUAACUUAGUAAAUUCGAAAUCAACAUAAUCAUGACACAUCAGUUAACAAAUGAUCAUCAAAUGAUAAGAGAAUGAAUAUUAAGUAAUAAUCAACAUGAAUUUACUUUUUCCCAACUAAGUACUGAAUAUUAUCUUUCUACUAUGGGAAAGAGUUAUAUCUGGAUUUGAAAUGCCAUAAAACAACAGAUUACACAAAAUUAGUAUUAAAAUGAGCUUAAUUGUCAACUACAUAAGAUUUUCUACAGUUACUUUUGCUAACGUACUAUUUUCGUUCUUUCUUUUUUGUUGUUGAAAAUCUCCAGGUGAUAACGAAUUUGUGCAAAUCACAACAAAAUCAUGUUUGAAAAAAAUGGCUAAAUAUUUUAGUGAUAAUGGUCAAAUCUGUCGAAUUUAUACUAUUCCUCAUUUGUACUCCGAUGCAAAACCUCUUAAUUCAUUUUUCAGUUUUUGUAGAGCUGAUGAAUUACCAAAUAUUUUAAUACAACCACUUACUAUUGAACAUGAAAGAUUGAAUGAAACAUGGUUACAAACUCGAUGUAAAUUAUGUGAAAAAUUCAAAUGGUCAGGUGAACGAUAUACUUGUUUAUUUUGUCCAAAUAUAGUCUUAUGCAGAGAAUGCUUUUAUACAGGUUAUCAUAAAGAACAUCCUCUUUUAUGUACUCGUAAUAAUAAAUUAUUUUCACAGAAAUUAUUACAAUGUUCACGUUUAGCUGUAGCAUCAGUACCAUGGAAGAAUACAUUACCAAAAGUUAACAGAGAUCCGGAAACUGAUGAUAGAAUAAGACAAUCAAUUAGUAUGAUACAAAAUAAAGAGAAUAAUUAUUUCAAUCAAAAAGAUGAAGUUUCAAAGAGUGAAAAACAAAACAAACGAAUAACAUUGUUUAAGAAAUCAGCUUAAAUGGAUUGUUAUUGAAAUAAAUUUUCGUUAUUCUGUUCACAAUAAUCAUAGUUUGGUUGAGUCAAGAAUUGUAACAUAUUGUUCAACUAAAAUAAAACAUGCUAUUAAAUAAGAUAUUUCUCUAUUUACUGAGCGAAUUUUCAUUCUUGUUAUUUAUGAAUAAUGACUUUAAGAAAU
Molecule: messenger RNA, 1959 nt
Organism: Schistosoma bovis
Lineage: Eukaryota; Metazoa; Platyhelminthes; Trematoda; Strigeidida; Schistosomatidae
Source: the annotation of a GenBank genome assembly